AUGGACCUCCACACCGCCGUGUACAAUGCCGCCCGCGACGGCAAGCUGCAGCUCCUUCAGAAGCUGCUCAGCGGCCGGAGCCGGGAGGAGCUGGAAGAGCUGACGGGCGAGGUGGCCAGCGGGGGUACGCCGCUGCUCAUCGCCGCCCGUUACGGCCACCUGGACGUAGUCGAGUACCUGGUGGACCGGUGCGGCGCUAGUGUGGAGGCGGGCGGCUCGGUGCACUUCGAUGGCGAGAUCAUCGAGGGCGCGCCGCCGCUGUGGGCCGCCUCGGCCGCCGGCCACUUGGACGUGGUGCGGAGCCUGCUGCGCCGCGGGGCCUCGGUGAACCGCACCACGCGUACCAACUCGACGCCUCUGCGCGCCGCCUGCUUCGACGGGCACCUGGAGGUGGUGCGCUAUUUGGUGGGCGAGCACCAGGCGGACCUGGAGGUGGCCAACCGGCACGGGCACACGUGCCUCAUGAUCUCCUGUUACAAGGGCCACCGCGAGAUCGCCCGCUACCUGCUGGAGCAGGGCGCCCAGGUGAACCGGCGCAGCGCCAAGGGCAACACAGCCCUGCAUGACUGCGCCGAGUCCGGCAGCCUGGAGAUUCUGCAGCUGCUGCUCGGCUGCAACGCCCGCAUGGAGCGUGAUGGCUACGGCAUGACACCGUUGCUGGCGGCCAGCGUGACGGGCCACACCAACAUCGUGGAGUACCUCAUUCAGGAGCAGCCUGCUGGGGACGAGCAGGCGCAGCCCGGGCUGGCCAGGGCGCAGCCCCAGGGCGCCCGCUCGUCCCCCGAGGAACCCCCGAGCGGUGAAUCGUACGAGAGCUGCUGCCCCACCAGCAGGGAAGCCGCCGUGGAAGCCUUGGAGCUGCUGGGAGCCACCUACGUGGAUAAGAAGCGGGAUCUGCUCGGGGCCCUGAAACACUGGAGACGGGCCAUGGAGCUGCGGCACCAGGGGGGCGAGUAUCUGCCCAAACCGGAGCCCCCGCAACUUGUCCUGGCCUAUGACUACUCGAGGGAGGUGAACACCACCGAGGAACUGGAGGCGCUCAUCACCGACCCGGAUGAGAUGCGAAUGCAGGCCCUGCUGAUCCGAGAGCGCAUCCUGGGUCCUUCCCACCCAGACACGUCCUACUACAUCCGCUACCGGGGCGCAGUGUACGCCGACUCGGGCAACUUCGAGCGCUGCAUCCGCCUGUGGAAGUACGCACUGGACAUGCAGCAAAACAAUUUGGAGCCUCUGAGUCCCAUGACGGCCAGCAGUUUCCUGUCCUUCGCCGAACUCUUCUCCUACGUGCUCCAGGACCGCUCGGCCAAGGGCAGCCUAGGCACGCCCAUCGGCUUCGCAGACCUCAUGGGGGUGCUGUGCAAAGGGGUGCGGGAAGUGGAGCGGGCCCUGCAGCUGCCCAAGGAGCCCGGGGACUCGGCGCAGUUUACCAAGGCCCUGGCCAUCAUCCUCCACCUGCUCUACCUGCUGGAGAAGGUGGAGUGCACGCCUGACCAGGAGCACCUGAAACACCAGACAGUCUACCGGCUGCUCAAGUGCGCCCCCCGCGGCAAGAACGGCUUCACCCCUCUGCACAUGGCCGUGGAUGCAGAGACCACCAACGUGGGCCGCUACCCGGUGGGCAGGUUCCCCUCCCUGCAGGUAGUCAAGGUGCUGCUGGACUGCGGGGCCGACCCGGACAGCCGGGACUUCGACAACAACACCCCACUGCACAUCGCAGCACAGAACAACUGCCCGGGCAUCAUGAAUGCCCUGAUUGAGGCCGGGGCCCACAUGGACGCCACCAACGCCUUCAAGAAGACGGCCUACGAGCUGCUGGACGAGAAGCUGCUGGCCAAGAGCACCAUCCAGCCGUUCAACUACGUGACCCUGCAGUGCCUUGCAGCCCGCGCCCUGGACAAGAACAAGAUCCCCUACAAGGGCUUCAUCCCUGAGGAGCUGGAGGCCUUCAUUGAGCUGCACUGA
Messenger RNA from Rangifer tarandus platyrhynchus (Svalbard reindeer), 1962 nucleotides. NCBI's taxonomy places the organism in Eukaryota, Metazoa, Chordata, Mammalia, Artiodactyla, Cervidae. The record is from the annotation of a GenBank genome assembly.